AAAAAAAAAACCGGGAAUUUUUUUAUUAAAAAUUGAACCAAUUUCACCACCAUCAUCACCUCGUAUAUUUUCUCAACCGCCGUUCACCCACGGCAAUGGACGAUACUCCCCAACUCCAAUCCAAUUCCGAACAACCUCUCACUCUUCACACACUAUCUUCCAUAAGGUCCCUUCUCAUAAACCCUUCAACUCCAAAACCCACCCUUUCCUCAAUCCUCCAAACCCUAACUCGUUCCUCACAACUCACUCACCACACUCUCAACCUCCUAACCGACCUCGCAAUUCACCAUCCUUCCUUUUCUCAACUCGCUCUCGACUCACUCCUCACCGCCACCGAAUCCCCUACUCGCCUCGCCGUCGAUUCACUCGCGUCAAUUUCAGAACUGAGUUUCCCUGACUCGUUCGAACUCGAUGAUGGACGCUUUGUUUCUCUGUGUUUUGGACCUUCCAUUCCCGGUCGGAUAUGGAUGCUGAAGAAUGCGGGUUAUUUGUUCAAGGUCCGACCCGCAUUGUUGUUUACGGUGUUGUUAGGGUUUACGAAGGAUCCUUAUCCUUAUGUGAGAGCUGCUUCGUUGGAAGGGCUUGUUGGUUUGAGCGAACGUGGAGAUUUCAAUGAUGUUAGUAUGGUGAAAGGUUGUUAUCAACGUGCUCUUCAGCUUCUUACUGAUAUGGAAGAUUGUGUUAGAAUCUCUGCUGUUCGUGUUGUAGCUUCUUGGGGUCUGAUGUUAUCAGCUUCUAAUGCAGACAUGAAGGCAUAUUGGUGCAAUGAAGUAUUUGCUAAGCUUUGUUCUAUGGUGAGAGACAUGAGCAUGAAGGUCAGAGUUGAAGCCUUUAACGGCCUUGCAAAGAUGGAAAUAGUAUCUAAGGAUUUUCUUUUGCAAAGCUUAUCAAAGAGAGUUUUAAGAAAUGAAAAGCAAAUGGAAGCUAUGGAUCAGAGCACCUCUGAACAAUUUGUGACGUUGGCAACUAGUGUUGCUGGUGCACUAGUUCAUGGGCUUGAGGAGGAGUUUUUUGAGGUGCGGAAGUCUGCAUGCCAGUCUUUACACACACUGACAGUCCUCUCUGUUGAGUUUGCUCGUGAAGCCUUAGACUUGUUAAUGGAUAUGUUGAAUGAUGAUUCUGUGGUGGUUCGGUUACAAGCUUUAGAAACCAUGCAUCAUAUGGCAAUUAAUGGCUGUCUAAAGCUUCAGGAAAAGCACUUGCACAUGUUUCUCGGUGCUCUAGUGGACAACUGUAGGGAAGUAAGAUGUGCUGAAAGGAAAAUACUUAAAAUAGUGAAGCUAAAUGAUCUGGCUAUGUUCAAAUCAUCUAUUGACAGACUUAUGGAAAAUUUAGACAGUUAUCUGCAGGAUGAAGCUGAUGUAUUUUCUGCGUUCUCUCAUCUUGGUCGAAAUCACAAGAAAUUUGUAGGCUAUAUCGUCAAGGAAACUUUUGAAGAGGUAGAAGCAGCUUUUGAAGGAAAUGAUGAAUUUAAGAGUGCAAGGAUAGCUGCACUUUUAAUCAUUUCUAUAUCUGCCCCGCUAUUUAAUGAAUAUUUAGGCGUUAUACCACCAGUGUUGUUUUCUUAUGCAGUUACAUUGCUAGACAGAAUUUAUUAUGCUUUUAGUGAUAUCAUGGAUAAGGAUGCCCUUUUGGCAUACCUCUGUGAGAAAAGCAGACCUCCAAGCUAUUCUGCCCCAAAUAUUAGCCACGGUGAAGGGGAACAACAAUUGCCUUUAAUUGAAGGUGAUACUCCAAAUUGUGCUAGCAAUGGGAUCAUUGAUUCAGAAGUUGGAUCACAAAUCAUGAAGGAACAAAAAGAGCUACCCAGCUAUCAGGUAGAACAACAUCAAUCAGAGUAUAGUGAAGUUACAAAGUUCGUAAACUUCAUUCUUGCAAAGUGCCCUGAUAUGUGGCAAACGAUAGAGACAGGUCUUACAAAUGAAGUGUUAAGGUCGUUGAGGUGUUUGAAGGAGGAAUUAUCAACUAUGAAAUUUGACUCUUUAGGGUCUCAUGAUGCUUUGGCAUUUGCAUUACUGUAUAUCCGGAUAAUAAUAUUGCUUGUAGAAGUGUGGGAGCACUUGUUGCCAGCAAAAGGUUCCCGUUCUCAUGGAAUGGGAGAAUUGGAAUUCAAAUUGGGAAAGCUUGAUAGGAGGAUUAAAGAAUUGAUGAGUACGUUUGUAGGUUUUUCUGCGGAAGAAGAAUUGAAUAUGUUGGAGCUUAUAUUAGUGACUUAUGCCCUCAGGUUAUGUAAAUUGGAAACCAUUUGUGUCAAUCUUACAUUCAAGAGAUUGACUUCUAUAUAUUCAUGCGUUGAAUCUAUCCUUAAAGAAAGAUCGGUUUUGCCAUCCAAUUUUGUAGUUGAACUUGGUAAGUUAUUACAUGAGUGUUCACUUCAGUUUGAUAGAUGUCUCAAGCUCUUCUCCUUGAAGAAGUUUGUGUUUCAUGGAACAGUGAAACAUCUAAAGGCGGAACUAAGCAUUUCCAAUAAUGACUCUCUACAUCCUUUCCCCUUUGUUUCAGGACUACCGGUUAGUAUACCAUGUAAAAUCAAACUCCAUAAUAUUAUAAGUAAUUGUAAGUUGUGGUUGAGGAUGAGUUUGGAUGAUGGCUUAGUACAAUAUGUCUUUCUUGAUUUGGACAAUUUUAUAGGCACCGGAGAUGUAAAAAAUUUUGAUUUUGUUGCCCCAUUUUACAGAACACCAAAAUCUAAUUCUUUUACAUUGAAAGUUUGUAUUAGCUUAGAAUGUUUGUUUGAAAAUGUUAGUCCAAUCCAAAGGUAUGGAGGACCAAAAUAUGAACUAGUACCUCUUUGUAAAGAAAAACAAGUAUAUUAUUUCAAUGUUAAUAAAGAUUAAUCAUUUAUCCUUUGCUAGUCAAAACUAGCACCUACAAGUGGUCUA
Messenger RNA from Trifolium pratense (red clover), 2882 nucleotides. Its product is annotated as protein SIEL-like. NCBI's taxonomy places the organism in Eukaryota, Viridiplantae, Streptophyta, Magnoliopsida, Fabales, Fabaceae. Gene Ontology annotation, biological process: intercellular transport. Gene Ontology annotation, cellular component: endosome. The record is from RefSeq and is a predicted model, not a curated record. Bases 96 to 2837 code for a protein of 913 amino acids. The transcript is spliced from 8 exons.